This is a messenger RNA of Ruditapes philippinarum (Manila clam), 4693 nucleotides long. RefSeq names its product spliceosome-associated protein CWC27 homolog. Bases 106 to 1578 code for a protein of 490 amino acids. Gene Ontology annotation, cellular component: catalytic step 2 spliceosome. Gene Ontology annotation, molecular function: peptidyl-prolyl cis-trans isomerase activity. Gene Ontology annotation, biological process: protein peptidyl-prolyl isomerization; protein folding. Lineage: Eukaryota; Metazoa; Mollusca; Bivalvia; Venerida; Veneridae. The record is from RefSeq and is a predicted model, not a curated record. The transcript has 11 exons.
UUUUAUUAUUUUUGUUUAUGAACGGAAUUUUAAAAUGGCUGCGCCCAUGGUCCUGAUUUUACAAAUUAUAUUUUAGCCAGAAUUUAAUAGACUUAUGUUAGAAAAAUGAGCAACAUUUACAUACAGGAACCUUCAACGAAUGGAAAGGUCCUGCUUAUAACAACAGUUGGGGAUAUAGAUAUUGAACUAUGGUCAAAAGAAGCCCCAAAAGCUGUAAGGAAUUUUGUUCAGUUGUGUAUGGAAGGCUAUUACGAUGGUACUAUUUUCCACAGAGUGAUUCGAGAUUUCAUAGUUCAGGGGGGUGACCCUACAGGGUCUGGUCAUGGGGGAGAGAGCAUAUAUGGCAAACCAUUUAAAGAUGAACUUCAUCAAAGACUCAGAUUUGUUCGAAGAGGAUUGGUUGCCAUGGCAAAUGCUGGACCGAAUGAUAAUGGAAGCCAGUUUUUCUUUACAAUGGGUUCUACACCAGAACUUAUGAAUAAACAUACUAUCUUUGGUAAGGUAUCUGGUAACACUGUCUACAAUAUGCUCAAGUUACAGGAAUGUGAGACUGGCCCAGAAGAUAGACCCCUUUAUCCAAAUAAAAUUGUCAAAACUCAGGUUCUGGCCAACCCGUUUGAUGAUAUAAUUCCAAGGGUCAUAAAGAGGUCAAAGAAAGAUUCUGAUCUAGAUAAGAAACCAAGGAGUAAAUCAAAAGCAACCAAGAAUUUCAAGUUGCUGUCAUUUGGAGAAGAAGCUGAGGAAGAUGAAGAACAAGUUACCAAAGUUUCUGAGAAAACCAUUAAGUCAGCUGCCUAUGCAAUAUUUACAUAUGAUAUAAUUUUACAGGAUUCUGAAGAGGAAAAGGAGAGAGAAGAAAGGAGGGAAAAUAUCAAGAAAAAAUUAAAAAGAGAACCACCAGAGAAAAAUAUUAUUGUGAAACAAAAUAGACAGUCACCAGAAAGUGUUUCAAGUAGACCACCAGAGAUGACUGGUCAGAUAGACUCAACAGAGCAGGCUCUGAUUACAGGCACAAAACCAGUCCAACCAUUUGAAAUACCUUCACAAGCCAUUACAAUUGAAGAAAAACCCUCUAAUAGAAGUGAUGAACUGAGGCAGGAAGCUAAAGCAUUAAAGAAGGAAAUUCGUGAAUCAAAGAAAAGAGAGCAACAAAGAAAAAUGGAAGUGAAGCCAGACAUUGUAGAAGAAGAAGCAGCACCAGCUAGUAACGAUCCUUUGGCAGACUUUAAACGUGAACGCCUCAAGUACAAGGCAUUGAGGAAGGAACAAGGCAAGAAAGGUGCCAAUAGGGAGGAAGUCACUUUAUCUAUAUUAAAUAAGUUUAAAUCAAAGUUAGAAGGAACACGUAAAGUUGUGGGUGGUUAUUCUGAUGAUGAGGAAAAAGAAGAGGAUAAUGAAGAUGAAGUCACUGAUCUAUCAUGGAUGAGUCAUAAGCUACAGUUUGAAGAUGACAGUAAGAAGAAAGUACUGGAUGCCAAUGUUCACGAUGUAGAUAGAUACGAGAUUCACGAUCCUCGUAAUCCACUGACGAAACGGCGGAGAGAGGAGAGUAAACAAAAAAUGAGAGACCGACGAUAACAUUUGAUUUUUUAGCAAAAAAAGGGAUGAUGUGUUAAAAAUGAAAUGCACACAAUAUUUAGAAGAUCUUUGACAUUAGAGAGAUUUUUUGAAAAGUGCCAGCUUCAUUACACAAUUUAACAGAAGAUGAAGAAAGUUUUAGAUAACUACACAAGAAAAUUACAAGAACUCAGACAUUAAAAUUUUUUUAUAUAUUUUUUAGUAAACAGUUUUAAAUUUCAUUAUUCAAGUGAAGUUAGAAAAAACAGUUUUUGUUACUGGUUGUAAUUUAUAGAAGGUUUGUCUUUGUUAAAGAGAAAGUGUCUCACACUAUAAGUAACAUGUACUGGAAAGCUGAAAAUAAGAUAAGUAUUUAAGGAUGUCAAGAAAGGGUACCAGUAACAAAGAAGUAUUUUAGGACGGUAACUGUUCUAACAGACAUUCAGAAAACUUAAAACAUUUGAUAAAAAUUAAAUUUAAAAACAUGUUCACUUUAUCAUCUUUCCUGUGUCUAUGGUAGAGAUGGCUAAAAUUUUAAUUUGAAACAGCCCAAAUUUAAGUACAUAUACAUAUGAGCCGCGUCAUGACAAAACCAACAUAGUGAGUUUGCGACCAGCAUGGAUCCAGACCAGCCUGCACAUCCGCGCAGUCUGAUCAGGAUCCAUGCUGUUCGCUAUCAGUUUCUAUACUUGUAAUAGGGUUGGUAAGCGAACAGCAUGGAUCCUGAUCAGACUGCGCGGAUGCGCAGGCUGGUCUUGAUCCAUACUGGUUGCAAACCAAUUGUGUUGGUUUUGUCCUGGUGCGGCUCAUAUAUAUAAUAAUGUGUAUAACAAUAAUAACAUUUGUGUUAUACUCUGUUUAUUAUGAUUAGGCAAACACUUGCACAGAGAUUGUUAGAAGAAUGUAUUGAUGAGUUUUAAGUGAAGUCUUCAUUUGAACAUUUAAUAUUAAUGAAAUUCUUUCAACAUGUACAGUGACUUCUUGUUUUGUUAUGAAAUACAGAUUGUAGUAUUAUGUUAAAAUGUCACACCAAGUGUGGAUUAAUCUCAUAUUGUCUAUGUAAAUACCAUACCAUAUAUCACAAAUCAUGUCUGAAUACUUGUAUAUGAUAAUUAUUGUCUACCUUUUAUUGUGUACUGAAUUUAGAUGUGGCUGUUAUAAGAUAGGUAUGUUUGAUGAGAUUCUGAAAGUUACUGUGUCAUUCAUACUUGGUGUAUUCAAAGAAGAAUUGAAAAAGUUUAGGAAGAAUUUUGAUGAUUGGAUAUAUCUGCAAAAGAUAUAGAUGAUACAGCUUUCAUUAACCUUCCAUUAACAUCUUUAUGAUCUGAUAUAUAUGAUAUACAUGUAUUUUGUAAUUUUUAGCUCGACUAUUCGAAGAAUAUGAGAGCUAUUGUAGUCGCCCCGGCGUCGGCGUCAGCGUCCGCGUCGGCGUCUGCGUUGGUUAAAGUUUUUUGUAAAGUCAAAUAUCUCAAUUAUUACUUGAGAUAUUCAAUUGAAACUUACAAUACUUAUUUAUAGUAACAAGGUACAUCAGAUUGACAAGUUGGAUAACUCUGCCUACAAUAUUGACAGAAUUAUGCCCCUUUUUAACUUAGAAAUUUUGGUUAAAGUUUUUUGUAAAGUCAAAUAUCUCAAUUAUUACUUGAGAUAUUCAAUUGAAACUUACAAUACUUAUUUAUAGUAACAAGGUACAUCAGAUUGACAAGUUGGAUAACUCUGCCUACAAUAUUGACAGAAUUAUGCCCCUUUUUAACUUAGAAAUUUUGGUUAAAGUUUUUUGUAAAGUCAAAUAUCUCAAUUAUUGCUUGAGAUAUUCAAUUGAAACUUACAAUACUUAUUUAUAGUAACAAGGUACAUCAGAUUGACAAGUUGGAUAACUCUGCUUACAAUAUUGACAGAAUUAUGCCCCUUUUUAACUUAGAAAUUUUGGUUAAAGUUUUUUGUAAAGUCAAAUAUCUCUAUUAUUGCUUGAGAUAUUCAAUUGAAACUUACAAUACUUAUUUAUAGUAACAAGGUACAUCAGAUUGACAAGUUGGAUAACUCUGCCUACAAUAUUGAUAAAAUUAUGCUCCUUUGGAACUUAGAAUUUUGGUUAAAGUUUUUUUGUAAAGUCAAAUAUCUCAAUUAUUGCUUGAGAUAUUCAAUUGAAAUCUAAAAUACUUUUUUAUAGUAACAAUGUACAUCAGUUUGCAAAAUUGCAUAACUCUGCCUGCAAUAUUUGCAGAAUUAUUUGCCCCUUUGAAACUUAGAAAUUUUGGUUGAGGUUAAAGGUCUUCAAAGAUAUUUACUUGAAACUUUACACAUGCACUUAGGGUCAUAAUUGGAGGGUCAUAAUUGUAUGUCACUGACCAAGUUCCAUAACUCUAUCUUGCAUUAAGGCUGAUUCAUAUCCCCUUUUCUACUAAGUAUCUUGGUUAAUGUUUACAUGCAAGUUUUACAUAUCUCAAUAACUAUUACAGAUAUUUAUUUAAAACUUCACAUAUGCAUUUAGGGUCAUAAUUGUAGGUCACUGACAAAGAUCCAUAAUUCUAUCUUGCAUUUAGGCUGAUUUUUCUCCCCUUUUUCAACUUAGAAAUUCAUGGUAAAGUUUUUGUUUGUAAGCUGUUAUCUCAAUAACUACUGAAGGGUUUGUGCCUUUUUUGGGACAAUUUUAUGCAUUCAUAAUAAUAAAGCAGUGAUUUACUUGAUAAAACAUCUUAAUAACAAGCCUUUGUACCUUGUCUGUCAAAUUUAUGUAAUCUGAUAGGUAAUUAGUAUUAUUAUACUCAAUAAAACACCCUUGUGACAUUACCUUCCGAAUAGUCAAGCCAAUACUGUAUAAUUAGACUCUCUGUAAGGCCUAUAACAUGAAUUUAUAAAAAAAAUUUGCCCUUUUGUGAACUUAAAAAAAUUAACAUUAUCAAGGCUCUUUUACUAUCAAGCACUAAGAAUAGUCGAGCGUGCUGUCCUACAGACAGCUCUUGUUAUUUGAAAUAGUCAUAGUUUGUAUAAGUGAUUUUACAUGUAUGUCAUGAUGAAAUUUUCUCCUGUACCGUUAUUAGAUUGCUUAUUUUAAUACAAUAAGUAUUGUGCCAUUAUUACUGACUUCACUGUUUUAACAGCUAUCAUCUUUUACUAAUUAUACAUCAGAAAUGAA